Molecule: messenger RNA, 1037 nt
Organism: Prionailurus viverrinus (fishing cat)
Lineage: Eukaryota; Metazoa; Chordata; Mammalia; Carnivora; Felidae
Gene: PRSS38
Product: serine protease 38
Exons: 5
Coding region: 45-1037 (330 amino acids)
Biological process (GO): proteolysis
Molecular function (GO): serine-type endopeptidase activity
Source: RefSeq, a predicted model, not a curated record
UCGGACGAGGUCCUGCCCUUGAACCCCUGGGACCCUCCCACCUCAUGGCUUCCCGGCCAUCUGUCCCUCAUGCUGUGCUUGGAGCCUCGGUGCCUGCAGCCCCCGGCCUCAUCCUGCUCCUGCUCCUCCUGCCCCCCACCCAAGUUGCAGCCAUAGCCCACAGACACCCCAGGAUCGAGGGUGUCUCCUUGAACCGAGACGUGGCCUGUGGCCAUCGUUACAUACAGGGGAAGAUUGUGGGGGGCGUGGAUGUCCCAGAGAGGAAGUGGCCAUGGCAGGUCAGCGUGCACUAUGCAGGCUUCCACGUCUGUGGAGGGUCCAUCAUCGAUGAGUACUGGAUCCUGUCGGCAGCCCACUGCUUCCAGAAGGAGAAGAACACUGAAGCAUUUGAUAUGUACGUGGGCCUUGUGGACCUCAGGGUUGCAGGCAAUCACACCCAGUGGUUCGAGGUGAACAAGGUGAUCAUUCACCCUACGUAUGAAGUGUACCACCCUAUUGGAGGGGACAUUGCCCUGGUGCAGCUGAAAUCUCGCAUUGUGUUUUCUGACUCUGUGCUCCCAGUCUGCGUUGCACCCCCAGAUGUGAACCUUCAGAAUGUCAUUUGCUGGGCUACAGGAUGGGGAGUCAUCUCCCAACAAGGCCACACCUCAGACAAGCUGCAGGAGGCACAGAUGCCCCUGAUCUCACUGCCCCUGUGCCAGCUGCUCUACGGACACCUGUCAUAUAUUAUGAUGGACAUGCUGUGUGCCGGGGACAUCAAGAACAUGAAGACUGUGUGCGAGGGUGACUCUGGCGGCCCACUCGUCUGUGAAUUCAACCACACCUGGUUGCAGGUUGGAGUGGUGAGCUGGGGCCGUGGCUGCACAUACCCUAUGUAUCCUGCAGUUUAUGCGCGGGUCUCCUAUUUCUCAAAGUGGAUCCAUUAUCAUAUAGAGCACACACCCCUGCCUCUUCAGCCACUCCCCACCCUCUCCUCCAUGCUAUGUGCCACCUUCAGUGUCCCUGUGACCAUGCUGGCUGUCCUGUUAAUGUUGUGA